Molecule: messenger RNA, 594 nt
Organism: Dibothriocephalus latus
Lineage: Eukaryota; Metazoa; Platyhelminthes; Cestoda; Diphyllobothriidea; Diphyllobothriidae
Source: the annotation of a GenBank genome assembly
AGGAUUGAGGAGAGGGAACUGGCCAUGUUGACGCAGGUUUCUAUGCCAACGCUGGCCUGCCUGGACAUCUUCCUCGGUAAUUGCCUCAACAACCGCAUAAUUUCGCAUGAUGCCUGGCUCAACUGUUUUGACAUAGACUCCAUGGAAAAGAUUUUCAAGGCUUACCCUACUCUAAACCAGAAGCUGCCAGACAAAAUUACUUUUGUCAUUUCUCAGGAGUUUGAGGACAUAUAUCCAGAGAUGAUACCGAAGGAGCGAGAACGAGUUUACUCGAAGAAGCAUGGAGCCAUCUUUAUUACACAAAUUGGGAAGACGCUAAAAUCAGGAAAUAAACACGAUGGACGUGCGCCCGACUAUGAUGACUGGGACAUUAUUUUUUACAAUGAAUUACUGGACAUUCGUCUGGAACUAUCCAGCUUGGGGAUCCGCGUGGAUGAGGCUAUGGAGAGACAGUUGACGCUUUCUGGACAAGAAAAAAGGAAUCAGUUUGACUUCCACAGAAGACUUCUCAAUUGUGGACUCCCCUACACGGUAGAUGGUGGUAUUGGUCAAUCUCGGUUGUCUUUAGAUUCAAGAGGGUCAAGAAAAUGCUAA